Strongylus vulgaris is the source of this 225-nucleotide messenger RNA. The record is from the annotation of a GenBank genome assembly. Lineage: Eukaryota; Metazoa; Nematoda; Chromadorea; Rhabditida; Strongylidae.
UAUUGGAACAUCAAUGGCGCUGGACCCAGCGGUGAAACCCCAGCAAACUUCAACGAUUUCCGAGCAUUCGGAGGAUUUACGAAACCAAUGGUGAAACAAUUCGGACAAUCGGAAAGCAUCUGUGGUGUUAUGGCUAACAGGGACGUCUACUCCACAGGCGCUAAAAAAUUCUUCUCUAUUGCUGAGUCGAAGAACGGUGUGCUCACUGUCGGUGGCCUCAACUGA